AGGAGAGAUUCCCCUCGAUCCACGGUCAGAAAUAAACGAGCUUUUGUGCGCGCAAAUCUCAUCAUGCUGAAAUUCGUCGUUCUCGCUGUCGCGAUCGCCACGGUUGACGCCGCUCCAACGUCCUCGUUACCAGCUAAAACGGAGAGUCCGCCAAUCCCGACACUGCCUGCAUUACCGAUUUCUUCCGAAUCAGCCGCAACGUUGGCACCGCCACUCUCAUCCGCAUCUGCCAAAUCUCUGAGCAUGAUGGCCGACGUAAAAACACCAGCCUCCACGACCAAACUGGCCAACUUGGCACCCCUGGCGACACCACUAGCCGCGGCACCCAUUCUCUCACCUUUACAGAUCUCGGCGUACGCUUACGCCUUGCCAGUUUUACCUCCGAUAGAAGUGGCGGCAGCACCUUCCACUUACUCGAUCGAACAGCACGGUUAUCGUAUUAUCUACUGACGUCACUCGUUCUUGGAUUCGGGCGGUAACUGGAUCUAGCCAGUACCAACGUGCAGAAUACGACUUCUCCCUUCUCAUAGAUUAUUCUCAUGUAUCUUAUAUCGAUAAAUUUGUUCGGCAAACCACGAAAUAUAUAGUUAAAUAUCAA
Molecule: messenger RNA, 598 nt
Organism: Apis dorsata (giant honeybee)
Lineage: Eukaryota; Metazoa; Arthropoda; Insecta; Hymenoptera; Apidae
Product: flocculation protein FLO11-like
Exons: 3
Coding region: 64-450 (128 amino acids)
Source: RefSeq, a predicted model, not a curated record